AUGAGGCUCAUCAAUACAGAAACGCUAGAGCUAGAGUUCUAUCCUGGAGGAUCGCGUCGAUAUGCAAUUCUAUCUCACGUCUGGGGCAACGAUGAGGUCACCUUCCAAGAAAUGAUCGCGGGUGGUUCUGCUGAGGCUCUUGGACUCGACCGAUACAGCAAGUUGCGAGAGAGCUGUAAGCUGGCACGCUCACUGAAGCUGGAUUACCUGUGGAUAGACACUUGCUGCAUCGACAAGAGCAGCAGUGCUGAAUUGUCAGAAGCUAUCAACUCCAUGUUUCGUUGGUAUGCCGAAUCAACACUCUGUAUUGCUUUUCUCCAAGAUGUUCCACCAUCGGAAUCCGAAGAAGAAAAAAAGAAGGUGUUCAGGGAAAGUCGCUGGUUUACAAGAGGUUGGACGCUACAAGAGCUGAUCGCACCCGGGAAAAUCAUCUUUUACGGACAAGACUGGGAGCCUAUGGGGACCAGGUCAGAACUCAAAGACGAUAUCAAACUUAUCACCGGAAUCAGCGAGGAGCUACUUGAUGCGACGCAUCAUAUGAUGGAGAGUAAGCAAAGACAAUUGGGCCAGUAUUCGGUUGCUGAGAAGAUGUACUGGGCUGCUGGGAGAGAAACAACAAGGCCUGAGGAUAUUGCUUAUUGCCUGUUGGGUAUAUUUGACAUCAAUAUGCCUCUACUUUAUGGCGAGGGCCAGAUCAAAGCGUUCAAGAGGUUACAGGAGGAGAUCAUCAAGUCUACCGAUGACGAAUCGAUCUAUGCCUGGCGACAGCCUCGAUAUCGAGUCGAGGGAAAGACGUACUGGAGUCUACUUGCGAAUAGUCCUUCGGCUUUUGAUAUUGAUCACGCUUCAAAGGAUCUGAAUGGCUUGAUGCCUAACAAGUCGAAAUAUUUGUCCUCACGCUCAGGAGUAUCAACAUCAAUGACGAAUCGUGGAUUGGAGCUCGAGCUUUCUUUGACGCCCUUUCCCAUCGAUAAGUCGGGAAGCAUCUUCCUAGCCUUUUUGAACUGCGAAUUCCGUCGAGGUCAAACAUCGAUCAAUCCAGCCAUAUUACUUCAAAGAGCAGCAUGGGACAAAGACUCCCAUUUUGUACGCAUUCGACCGGAUAUACUUGCGCUGUCCAUGAUGAACAGCAUCAUCCUGCCUGAUGAACUCAUAAAUAUGAUGAGAGGUGGCCAAACUCUCAUAUUGAAAGAGGCCAUCCCUCGAAAGAUCUUUGUACCACAUAGUACGCCUGAUCUGAGGUAUUUGAAAGGGGUCAUAUUUCGCCCGGAGAUCAACGGUCUUCAGAAAGAUAGUAAAAUGGUGGUUCGGGUGCGUUCUCGGUCACCUACAUGGCAGUACUUUGUCGAUACCCGCAAAGGGCCAUCGCAAACCCCAGAAUCCUACGAGAUCAACUUUGAUCUGGCACCCGGGCCAUCGCUUGGCUCAUUGCAGGAACCUGUCGUUCUUGGAGUGUUGGAACUCGACUUGGGCAAUGCCGACUCUAAACAAUGUUUAGUGAUAGGGCUAGAGCCUCUGUUGCCGAAUCCUUUCCGAACGACACCUCUUUACUUCCAUCCGUGGUAUGCAUUCGAAGAACAGUCGUGGAUCGCAAGGCAGGAUUUUACAAGGGCUAUAGAUAAGACGCAGAGAAGGCAUGAGUGGAGGGUGCCGGACUUGAUUAGAGCCAGGAUCGGGAUCGAGAGCAGAUAUUCAAGCUUGUUUUAUAGUCUGUCUCUGGAGAUUGAGAGUAAGAGAAAGAGUGCCUCCUGGUUUUAG
This is a messenger RNA of Fusarium coffeatum, 1758 nucleotides long. RefSeq lists its product as uncharacterized. The coding region runs from base 1 to 1758 and encodes 585 amino acids. Lineage: Eukaryota; Fungi; Ascomycota; Sordariomycetes; Hypocreales; Nectriaceae. The transcript has a single exon. The record is from RefSeq and is a predicted model, not a curated record.